GGUGAAAAGCCGUUUUCAUGUGUGAACUGUGGAAAAAGUUUUCGUCAAAAAUCUAAUUUAACUCGGCACAUGAUGAUUCACACUGGUGAAAAGCCGUUUUCAUGCGUGACCUGUGGAGAAAGUUUUACUCAAAAACACGAUUUAAUUCAGCACAUGAUGAUUCACACUGGUGAAAAGCCGUUUUCAUGCGUGACCUGUGGGAAAACGUUUAGUCAUAAACAGUAUUUAACUCAGCACAUGAUGAUUCACACCAGUGAAAGGCCAUUUUCAUGUGUUACCUGUGGGAAAAGUUUUAGUCGAAAAUUUACUUUAACUGAGCACAUGAUGAUUCACACAGGUGAAAAGCCGUUUUCAUGUGUGACCUGUGGAAACAGUUUUAUUCAUAAACCGGCUUUAACUGAGCACAUGAGGAUUCACACUGGUGAAAAGCCGUUUUCAUGUGUGAACUGUGGAAAAAGUUUUAGGCAUAAACGGCAUUUAACUCAGCACAUGAGAAUUCACACUGGUGAAAAGCCGUUUUCAUGUGUGAACUGUGGAAAAGGUUUUGUCAAAAACCAGCUUUAACUCAGCAUAUGAGGAUUCACACAGUGGAAAAGGCGUUUUCAUGUGUGACCUGUGAGAAAAGAUUUAGUCGCAAAUUCAGUUUAUAUCAACACUUGAGGCGUCACACAGUUGAAAAGCCGUAGAAGUAUUUCUCAUACAUGUCCAAUGUUGAGGUUCACUAUGGAAUUGUUCUGGUUAAGAUCUUGAAUGAAAGACUGGAGGGGUUUCAUGUCUAUAAAGCUCAAAAUUGUUUUAUUUAAGUGUGAUAAUUUGGAUCUUCACUUUUGGAUACUUGUAGAUGUGCAACCAUGACACAAUUUCCUUUAGAGAUGUUUGUUUUUUUGCAUAUUCUGUAUCACAAAACAAUAAUGUUAGACUGUAUGUUAUUGUAUUAACAUCCUGUUUAUGUGAAACUGUAUGUUGUGUGUAUACAACAUGAAGAGCAGAGGGCUC
Messenger RNA from Xiphophorus maculatus (southern platyfish), 996 nucleotides. RefSeq names its product gastrula zinc finger protein XlCGF8.2DB-like. The record is from RefSeq and is a predicted model, not a curated record. The annotation marks the transcript as partial. Lineage: Eukaryota; Metazoa; Chordata; Actinopteri; Cyprinodontiformes; Poeciliidae. The transcript has a single exon.